Lycium barbarum (goji berry) is the source of this 1245-nucleotide messenger RNA. RefSeq lists its product as uncharacterized. The transcript has a single exon. NCBI's taxonomy places the organism in Eukaryota, Viridiplantae, Streptophyta, Magnoliopsida, Solanales, Solanaceae. The record is from RefSeq and is a predicted model, not a curated record. The coding region runs from base 1 to 1245 and encodes 414 amino acids.
AUGGAAAGUUACAGAAGAAGGUUGGGGCUAGAGACUGCUAUUUGCAAUGUUUCUAGCAAAAUUUGGGCCUUUGUUGAUGAAGAGUAUGAAGUAACAGUCUUGAUGGACACAGUCCAGCAGCUUACACUGAAAUUAUUCAACUGGGAUGUAGAUAUGGAAUUGGUUGUCACCUUGGUUUAUGCUAAGUGUGAUAGGAUAGAAAGAAUUGAACUAUGGGAUUCUCUGUAUAAUCUUGCUUCUGAUAUGACAAUUCCAUGGUUAGUGGGGGGUGACUUUAAUGUCAUCACUGAUGAAGAGGAGAAGUAUGGAGGUUUACCUGUGUCUCUGAAUGAAGUUGAAGAUUUUAGGCACUGUAUUCAAUCAUGUAAUCUAACUGAUUUGGGAUACAAGGGAAGUGUUUUUACCUGGUGGAAUGGGAGAGGGGAAGAUGAUUGUGUAUUCAAGAGACUGGAUAGGUGUUUGGGUAACUUUGAGUUACAGCAGUUGUUUCCAGGCUUGGAAAUUAAUCAUUUGAUUAAAUGUGGUUCAGAUCACUCUCCUUUGCUGCUGGAAUGCAAACAAGAGGUCCAACAAUUCAAGAAACAUUUCAAAUUCUUAAAUUUUUGGACUAAGCAUGAUACUUUUAUUGAUGUUGUGAAAGAAAAUUGGGAGACGGAUGUGGUUGCUAAUUCAUUCUGGACAUUUAAUGUGAAGCUGAAGAAAAUGAAACAGGUCUUAUCCCAAUGGAGCAGGUCCACUUAUGGUGAUAUUUUUCAGCAGAUCACGAACCUUGAGGAAGUGAUUAAAGCUCAUGAAGCACUCUUUGAAUCAAAUCCAUCUUAUGCUAACAGGGAGAAACUGAUGAAAGUGCAAGCGGAACUUACUAGAGUAUUGCAUUUGGAGGAGGAAUUUUGGAAGCAAAAAGCUGGAAUGUCUUGGUUUCAAGAUGGUGACAAGAAUUCCAAAUUCUUCCAUGCUUAUGUGAAGGGCAGAAGAAAAAUGCUGCAAUUGAAAAGAAUACAGAACUCGCAAGGGCAAUGGCUUGACAAUGAGGAAGAGAUUGCAGAGGAGGCUAUUGGGUUUUUUCAGGCACAAUUUCAUGAAACUGUGAUUCCCACACAGUUUGAUAUCCUGAAACAUGUUCCUUCCAUGAUUACUAAUGAGCAGAAUGAAGAACUAGUUGCAGUUCCUACGAAAGAAGAGGUGAAACAUGCUGUUUUUGGUUUAAACAGUACAAGUGCAGGCGGUCUUGAUGGGAUAUCCUAG